CAAGACGCAUGCGCACUUACGCCAUACAGACACACACGUGAGUCAGAGUUCAGCACAGCACAGCGGCAGAGAGAACGCUCACACAACAGGACCUGCCAUGGAUGUCUGUGCAUUGUCAAAAGGCAAAAAAUUGGUUCACUUGGAUUUAAAAGGCGCACCUCCCAGAAUUAACUACUUAUAUGAGCUGAUCCAGCUUUUUGCUGAUCUUGGUGCAAAUGGCAUCCUUAUUGAGUAUGAGGAUAUGUUUCCGUAUGAAGGAGAGCUGAAGAUUCUUCAGUCAAAAUCUCACACACCGUACAGCCGUGAAGAAAUUACUGCCAUUCAAGAUCUUGCUUAUUCCCGAGGGUUGGAGAUCAUUCCUCUGGUGCAGACAUUUGGACACCUUGAGUUUGUACUGAAGCAUAGCACCUUUAGCAAGUUGCGAGAAGUAAGCUACUGCCUGGGGACCUUGAACCCACAUAGCCAGCAAGGACUCACUCUUAUACUGGAGAUGCUGCAUCAAGUUAUGAGGCUUCAUCCAAGGAGCACUGUUCUGCAUAUCGGGGCAGAUGAGGUAUACAUGCUGGGUCAAGGAGAGGAGUCUAAAGAGUGGUUAAGCGUUCCAGGUCACACUAUUGAUAAGCUGUUCCUCAGUCAUGCCACUAAGGUGGCAAAAGGCAUUAGGGAGACUUACCCCAGCCUCAGCGUGAUAAUGUGGGACGACAUGCUGAGGAACAUGACCUCUGACACCAUUAAAGAUAGUGGUUUAAUCGGACUAGUGCAGCCCAUGCUGUGGGACUACAGCCCUGAUCUGGAUGUGGCCCACAGUAUUAUGCUAAUGGAGAAAUACAAUGCCGCUGGUUUAACCCAACAGUGGAUUGCGAGUUCUUUCAAAGGCUCCACUGCUGUAUACACUUGCGUAACCAGUACACAAAGGCAUGUGGACAAUCAUGUUCAGUGGUUAAAAGUGAUAUCUGGUCUUUCACCUGGCGUUGACCUAAAGGGCAUUGCACUUACUGGCUGGCAAAGAUAUGACCACCUGUCUGUUUUGUGUGAAUUGAUGCCCCUUGGCUUGCACUCUCUUGCCUCGUGUCUGCAGACUCUACAACAUGGAAGCUUUACUCAGGAAGCUCAGCACAAGGUGAUGGAAGCACUUGGCACAGGCACAACUGAAGUUGGAGAUGUAGAGAGUUUGUCUCAAGGUUGCUCCCGCUUGUAUACUGGCAUGAAACUAGCUGAACUCAUUGUACAGCUGACCGCAAUGCUCGAGUCUGAAGAUCUCAGACACUUUGAGAGCAAUAUGUAUGUGAGAGGCUGGUUCUCCCCUUAUCACAGACAGCAAAAGACUGCCAACCCACUUUUUGCACAACAAAUUCAGAAACAGGCACAAAUGAUCGUGGAAACAGUCGAGUUAAAGGUGCAGGAGGUGAGGCAGGAGAUGAACCUGCUUUACCCAGACUUAACAGUGGAGGAAUGGGUUACUCAGCAUGUCACUCCAGUACUGAAGCCCAUUCAAGAUUUACUGAUGGAUAUCCAAACUGUCUUGGAGGACAUGGGAGUAUGUUAGUGAAUCUCAAAGUGGACUCAGUUUCAUUUGAAAGGGAAAAAAACCCCGUAUCUGCUGUUUGAAAGCAGAGAAAAUAAAGAACACAGCUGCUGUUUGCUAAUGUCUCAUCUCAUCUCAUUAUCUCUAGCCGCUUUAUCCUUCUACAGGGUCGCAGGCAAGCUGGAGCCAGACAUAGACAACCAUUCACACUCACAUUCACACCUACGGUCAAUUUAGAGUCACCAGUUAACCUAACCUGCAUGUCUUUGGACUGUGGGGGAAACCGGAGCACCCGGAGGAAACCCACGCAGACACGGGGAGAACAUGCAAACUCCACACAGAAAGGCCCUCGCCGGCCCCGGGGCUCGAACCCGGACCUUCUUGCUGUGAGGCGACAGCGCUAACCACUACACCACCGUGCCGCCUGUUUGCUAAUGUUUUAUGCCAUAUUGCAUAGAUGUGUAUAAACUGAUGUAAAUGCAUUACAUAAAUGUUGAAUGUUUUAAUGUGUAUAAUUUGAACUUAAGUUUAUGGUGGUUAUUUGUUGAGGUUGCUGGUUCUCAUCCAAGCUGCGGUUUGUCUUCUGCUAUUAAAAACUAAUUAAUAUUCACCUUCAA
Neoarius graeffei (lesser salmon catfish) is the source of this 2142-nucleotide messenger RNA. It is a transcript of the gene hexd, whose product is annotated as hexosaminidase d. Gene Ontology annotation, molecular function: hexosaminidase activity. Bases 98 to 1546 code for a protein of 482 amino acids. NCBI's taxonomy places the organism in Eukaryota, Metazoa, Chordata, Actinopteri, Siluriformes, Ariidae. Gene Ontology annotation, biological process: carbohydrate metabolic process. The transcript is spliced from 13 exons. The record is from RefSeq and is a predicted model, not a curated record.